AUGGCUCAGUCCGCCCCUGUCCAGACGAAUUUUACCAAGACAGCUUAUGUCGGGGAUGUAUCCGCACUUGCCCUUCUGCCCUGGCCCUCCGCGACCGCCCACCCCUCUGUUUCGCGCGGCUCACAGCCUGCCGCCGCUGCCUCUCACGAAGGGUCGUGUGCGCUUUGCGGGCGCCAGGAGGAGGAGGAGGAGGCACGCGACGCAGCAGCGCGAGAGGAGCGGGCUGACUGGGAAAGCGAGCAACACGCUCAAACGCUCGUCUCCGCGCGCCCGCAUGCCACUCCCCUCUGUUUUUCGCUGCGCCCGCCGCUUUCCCGUUCCCGCCUCUCCUUCUGCCCGGCCUCGUCCGCGCGCCCUCCGCUCCCCCACUGCUCGUCUUCUCCCCGCAUGGCCUCCCCUUCCCCCGUCACGCCUUUCCUCCCUCCGCCCCUCCUCAUCCCAUUCCACCUCCCUCUCCCCCCUCCCCACUCAUUUUUUUCCCCCACUCCUUCCACCUCUCCAUUCUUUCCGCAUUCCCUUCCCACGUUCCCCCACCACCUUCUCUUGCCCCCUCUUCCCCCCUUCACACCCCCCCUCCCACCCCCGCCCGCCGCGGCAGCCAUGGGGCCCACGCUGCGCUGCUAUCACCUGCCGUCGGGGCGGCUGCUGGCAGCCGUUGAUGUGUUCGACGGCGUGCGCAUCCACGGGAUCGUGCCACGUGGCAGCAGGGGAGUGGGCGGCGCUGUAUGGACCCGAGAGGGCGGGGGCAAGGGGAGGGGGGAAGCAGCAGCAUCGGUGGUGGUGGUGCAUGGGGAGAGGCGGGUGAAACUGGUGGUGCUGACGGUGCAGCAAGCAGCACAGGGGGCGGCGACAGUGACAGUGCGACAGCAGCAGGGCGUGGGGGAGCAGAGAGGGACCGCGGAGCAGGGGGGUGUGGGGCAGGGGGUGGGUGGGAGUGUGGAGCAGGGAAGCGAGGGGCAGGGAAGUGGGGGAGUGCGGAUGGCGGUGGGUGCAUGUGUGGUGUGCAGGGACCACUGGGUGUGUGAUGCCGCCCUGCUGCCCUGCCCUGUGCACGCCCAUGCCACACAGGCGGGCAUGCUGGCGGUGGGGCUGAGUGACAACAGCGUGGAGCUCUGGGCCACAGCAGCCGUUGGAUUGGACGGGACGUGCGGCCAGGAUGGCACCGGGGGGUUCUCUCUGAGGCUGCUGCGCUCUGUGGCUUGCUCAGACCGCAGUCUGCUGUACGCCAUGCGCCUGCACUGGCACGCGCCCUCCUCACACCUGCAUGUGGCGGCCGGCACCAUCUUCAACCAGCUGCUGCUCUGGACCGUGCCUCUCCACGCCUCUGCCUGCUGCGCCACUUUGGGCGGCAGCAGUGAAGAGCCAUGCCACGUGGCGCCCUCCCAUAGGCUGGGAGGUCACGAGGGAUCGAUAUACCGAGUGGUGUGGAAGGAGGAGAGUGACAGGGGGAUCUGGGGGGAAAGGGGAGGGGGAGGGGGAGAGGGAAGGAACGGCGGAGGAGGAGAGGAUGGGGAGGAUUCAAGCGAGGAAGGCGCCGAAAGCUUUACCCUGAUUUCACGCCAACAAUUGUCAGCUGGUGGUUCUGAGUGCUUCUCCUCCUACUUGUCGCCAUGCAGUGCGCGCGUGUGGCGUGUGACCAUGCCGGCCAAGGCACCACACGCACCACAGGCGGGCAGCUGUGAGGAGCAGUCAUCACGUGGUGGCGGCAGUACAGGCACGGUGGAGUGCAGUGCGGCGCACAGGGUGCUGUUCGGCCACGGGGCUCGCCUCUGGGACGCCCAUCUCGACUCCCAGGUGGCAGUGACGGUGAGUGAGGACUGCACGGCGCGUGUGUGGAGCAUCGAAGAUGGCCGCCUGCUCGCACUCAUCCCCGCACACCAGGGGCGGGGCAUAUGGCGGUGUGUGGUGCACCCCCCCACGCGCACGCUCAUCACAGGGGGGGCGGACGCCGCCAUCAACCUGCACGCCCUCCCCGCCCUGCCCUCCCCCCUGCCCUCCCCACGCGCCCUCCCCUCCACCGUGCCCCCUGCCCUGUCGUGGCACCCCCCUCUGGACGCGCUGCUGCUGCGCGUCACGCCCACGGGCGCCCUCACAGGCCACAGCAUCGCCCUCGCCUCUGCUGCUGCCGCCCAUGGCACUGUGACAGAGGGGGAGGCAGGGGUGGAGGGGGACACUGGUCGCAAGGAUAGGUGGGUGGGUGGAUUUGACAUGCGCGUAGAACUUGGUUGCACCUUCACAUCCCCGUGCCAUGCCCGUCAGCAUGCCCGUCAGCAUGCCCGUCAGCAUGCCCGUCAGCAUGCCCGUCAAUAUGCCCCAUCCUCCCACCAACCAAUGCAUUCCCCCAUGGUUCCUCCCUCCUUCCCACCACCGCAUCGAAACCCCUUUCCUCGCCCCAGCAGCAAGAGCGAGUUCAUCCGCGGCAUGGCGCUGGCCUCACCCCAUCUGCUGCUCCUCGCCACCAACCUGGGCGCGCUGCUCCUCCUCCGCCUCCCCGCCUCCCCCUCCUCCCCCUGCCCCGCCCCCAUUGUCCUCCUGCCCGCCGCCCCACCGUCCGCUUCUCAUGCUUCCCGCGGGCCAAUCGUGUGCCUCCACGUGGAAAGGGAGGAAGGGAGUGCAGAAGAGGAGGAGAAGGAGGAGGGGCAGGGAAGAAAGGAAUCUGGAGGAGCAGGGCAGGGGCGCGAGAGGGAGGGGCGGUGGCGGGUGGUGUGUGGGCUGGGCAUGGGGCAGGCUGUGGCGCUCUCGCUCUCUCUCUGGGCCCUGGCCCGCCGCCCCAUGCAUGCAAGCAGGGAAGGGGAUGGCGAGGGUGGAGGGCGUGGGGGGAAACAAGGGGCGGAAGGUGCAGCUGAGGAAGGGGGGCAAGGGGGAGUGGCAGGGGAGGGAGGGCGGGCAAGUGAGUUGGGGGAGGUGGAGGUCCAUUGGUGGAGGAACAUUGGAGACAUGGUGCAUGGUGCGUUCUCCUCACCAUCCCUCUCACCAUUCGUCCUCCUCACCCUCCAUCCGGACCAUCCCUCCUCACCGCAUUGCCCAGUGCCCACCUCCCCACCAUCCAUCAGGCAUGUCUUCACCACGGACCCAGCGGGCGGCGUUGUUUGGUGGCACUUGGACGACACUGCACCGCCACCUGCCCCCUCCACCUGCCCUCUCGCACUUGACACUGUUCACCUGACCGGGCGGCAGCUGCCGGCCACAGCAGUGGCAAGGAUCCAAUCACCGGGUGGCGCGCGCGUGCAAGGUACCCACCAUCGUGCCCUCCUCUCCUCCCAUGUGUCACACAACCCCCCAUCUCGCGCUUUCACUUCCUCUGACUCUGUCCCGCCCGCUGCCCCUUUCCCCAUCGCCCCUUUUUUCACCCUUUCCCACCCCCUUUCGGUCCCCCGUCCCCCCCUCUUCAUGACGUCCCAUGUGCCGCCUGGCCGGCAGCUGCUAGCGCUGGGCGACCAGAGGGGCCACCUCUACCUCUACCGCUUCUCCCUCGCCGCCCCUGCUGCCAGCCACCCAGUGGCGGACUGCCACGUGGCAGCAGUGCUCAAGGGGGCGCACGGCAUAUCGGCAGUGGCGAGUGUGGCAAUAGAGGGCGCAGCAGGCAUGGGCGCCGCUGCAGCGUCGCUUGGCUUCACUGCUCUCAUCCACACGGUUACGGCAGCUGCGAGUGCGGGCAUGGUGGGGCAUACGGGCAUAGCAUGUGCACCUAGCAGUGAGGGGGGCGACACGGGCGUGCAGGAGAGAGGGGGCCAGCAGGGUGGAGUGGUGUGUGUGGGGGUGCAGCGAGCAGGGGAGGUGGGAAUGGUGGAGCGCGUGGUGCGGGUGAGGGGCGAGGGAGGAGGGCGCAGGGCAGGCAGGGUGGCGGUGGGGUUUGCAGCGGCGGACUUUGUGGUGUGGAGUGUGGACGAGCAGGCAGAGGUGGCGCGCAUAGCAUGUGGGGGAUGGCGCCGCCCGCACGCCUUCCUCAUCGACACGCACUCCAUGGGGUCCUUCGCCUUUGCCUUCCUCAAGGGCAACCAUGUGCACAUCCACCGCACCUCACCUGCCGCCACACACUCCGCCCUGCCCUCCCCACACGCACCUCCACCCACGCCCCCCUGCUCCCUGCAUCCCACCUUCCACGGCCGUGAGCUGCACUCUCUCGCCCUCCUGCCUCUGCCCCAUCACCCCUCGCCCCGCACCCACACCCCCUCCUCCUCUUGCCCUUCUCCGCCGCGCCCCUCCCCGCCCUGCGCCUCGCUGCUGCUCUCCGCGGCUGAGGAUGGCUGCCUGCGCGCCUCCCUGUACGAGGCGUUAGGGGAGGGGGGCAGAGGGGUGGUGGAGGGCAGUGAGCGGGUGGGGGAGCACGUGGGGGGCAGCGCCAUCAGAGCCAUUGCCACGUGCGCUGCAGAGGGCAGCAGCACCUGUGAUGGGGGUGGUGGUGGUGGUGGGGAUGGUGCCCCCUCGUCGUGGCUGGUGUUCACAGCUGGAGCUCGCGAGGUGCUCAUGUGCUGGCUGCUGCUCUGCCCAGACCCGCCCCCCCUGCCUGCUGCCCCGUGCCAUGGGCCCGCCCGCCCUUCCACAUGCGCUGGGCAGCAGAGAGGGCAGGGGGAGGUGCAGACGGAGGGGGAGCAGCAGCGGGUAGGGAGGGAGGAGGUGGGAAGCAGAGGGGAGGGAUGGGAGGAUGUUUUCUUGAAAGGAAUGCUGGGAGGGGUUGGAGCAGAGGCGUGUGGAAGGGAUGGUGGAAUGGACAGGCGGCAGGUCUUGUCGUUUUGGUUGAGCACUCACCGGCCAGAUAAAAGGCGAGUGGUGCCGUGCAGUUCCAGUGGUAAUGGCAGCAGUGGCAGCAGCAGCAGCAUGGAGGAUGAUGUGCGGUACCUGAGCGUCACGGCAUUUUCAUUCGGCAGCUUCUCCCAGCGCUCGCUGGUGGCGGUGGUGGCAGCGGCCACAUCAGACGCGCACCUGCACCUGCUGGCCUUCCACGCGCCCUCCCUCUCCUGGCACCGCCUCGCCUCCCUCCACCACCACUCCUGCCCCGUCCUCUCCCUCCACCACCUCCUCCUCCCCUUCCCCACUGCCCACACUACCACCUCCCUCUCGCCUGCUGCCCCCACCACUGACCCCACCGCUGCCCCCUCGUCCUCGCUGGCCGCUCUCCCGCGGUGCCUGAUCACCAGCGGUGCCACGGACGGCUCUGUGGUGCUCUGGGAUGUCACCGCCCCUGUCACCCACUUCCUGCACGCCACGUGGCAUGCUGCCUCGCAUCUCCCCCCACUCUUCCCCUCAUCAUUAUCAACACCAACAGCAUCAGCAGGUGCAGCAGGUGGGAGCAACUCGGGGGCAGUGCGGCCGGUGAGUGGGCGGGGCAGUGAGGGGGGGCAGCGCAGGAGGAAUGCACGCUGGCACUUGCAGGGCGGGGGGAAGGGGCACAGGCAGGGCGGGGGUAAGGGGCAAGGGCAGGGCGGGGGAAAGGGGCACAGGCAGGGCGGAGGGAAGGGGCAAGGGCAGGGGGGAGAGAGGUCUGGCGGCAGCGAGGUUGGCGAACGAAAAGGGGAGGAGGCAGAGCGAGAAGGCGAGGGACGGAGCGAUGUUGAUUCUCAACAGAAGGCUGUUGGGACAGUGGGGGGGGGGGGAGAUCAGGGAGGGGCAGGUGAUGGGGAAGCGAGGGGCGAGGUGGAGAAAGGUUCAGAAGACACAGGAGGUGAGGAGAAGCAGCAAGGGCGCGCAGAGGCGCAGGGGUGGGCGGGUGUGGACGUGGGUCCCCUGUGCGUGGUGAGGGGCGCCCACCAGUCUGGCGUUAACUGCAUUGCCGCUGCUGCCACCACGGCAGGGAGGGGCCACUGGCCGGGGCAAGAAACGCGAGCGGAUGGGAGGAAUGGGAUGGAUGGGAGGGAUGGAGGGGAUGGAGGGGGUGGGAGGAAUGGGGCGGAUGGGGUGGAAGAUGGCGGGGUGAGGGGCGUGGGGGCGGCACAUGUGGUGGUGGUGAGUGGCGGGGACGACGAGGCGGUGCAUGCUGUGGUGCUGCUCCUGGCCGGCAUGGGCGCCGAGCACAGCGCGCACACAGCACGUUCCGAGGGGCUGCGCACAGAGGAGAGGGGGGAGGGAGGAGGGGAGGGGGGAGGGAGGGGAAUGGUGGCUCGAGUGGUGGCGCGGACAUGUGAGCCCAAUGCUCACUCCGCUGCUGUCAAAGGCAUCUGGACGGAUGGGCAGGCGGUGCUGUCGGUGGGGCUGGACCAGCGCCUGCGCUGCUGGUCCCUCUCCUCCAAUCACCACGCGCCACGUGGCGAGGCUGGCGGUGCCGAGGCAGCAGCAGAAGGGAGAUGCAGCGUGGAGGGGCAGAGGGGCGAGAGGGGGUGUGCAGGAGAGGAGGGAGGGGAGGGCGUGGAGGGGAGCAGGUUGGAUGCGGGGGAGGUGGCGUGUGGGGCGGGGGAGGCAGGGGCGCCUGUAGUUGCGAUGAUGGAGGGGGGGUUGCGGUUGGAGGGCAGGGGGCGGUGUGUGGAUGGGAUGGGGGAGGAGGGGGUGCAGUGGGAGGGCAGGGGGCGGUGUGUGGAUGGGAUGGGGGAGGAGGGGGUGCAGUGGGAGGGCAGGGGGCGGUGUGUGGAUGGGAUGGGGGAGGAGGGGGUGCAGUUGGAGGGCAGGGGGCGGUGUGUGGAUGGGAUGGGGGAGGAGGGGGUGCAGUUGGAGGGCAGGGGGCGGUGUGUGGAUGGGAUGGGGGAGGAGGGGGUGCAGUUGGAGGGCAGGGGGCGGUGUGUGGAUGUGAUGGGGGAGGAGGGGGUGCAGUUGGAGGGCAGGGGGCGGUGUGUGGAUGUGAUGGGGGAGGAGGGGGUGCAGUUGGAGGGCAGGGGGCGGUGUGUGGAUGGGAUGGGGGAGGAGGGGGUGCAGUUGGAGGGCAGGGGGCGGUGUGUGGAUGUGAUGGGGGAGGAGGGGGUGCAGUUGGAGGGCAGGGGGCGGUGUGUGGAUGGGAUGGGGGAGGAGGGGGUGCAGUUGGAGGGCAGGGGGCGGUGUGUGGAUGUGAUGGGGGAGGAGGGGGUGCAGUUGGAGGGCAGGGGGCGGUGUGUGGAUGGGAUGGGGGAGGAGGGGGUGCAGUUGGAGGGCAGGGGGCGGUGUGUGGAUGUGAUGGGGGAGGAGGGGGUGCGGUUGGAGGGCAGGGGGCGGUGUGUGGAUGGGAUGGGGGAGGAGGGGGUGCGGUUGGAGGGCAGGGGGCGGUGUGUGGUGGAUGUGCCCGAGGCAGAGGGGCUGGCGGUGAUGGGUCAAGGCAAGGGCAGGUACCUGGCAGCGGUGUGUGGCCGAGGCAUGCAGCUCUUUCACUGCACUGAGUCGGCGCCUUGA
Molecule: messenger RNA, 7290 nt
Organism: Closterium sp. Naga37s-1
Lineage: Eukaryota; Viridiplantae; Streptophyta; Zygnematophyceae; Desmidiales; Closteriaceae
Source: the annotation of a GenBank genome assembly